AUGCAUGAUUGCAUGUAUGAAUUUGUUAUUAAUGGAACCGUCACAUUUCAGAAAUUUGUAAAGUGCUGUCUUGGAAAACUGAGAAGUAAUCCUUGGUCGGAAUUAGAUGGGCUUCAGCCAGAGACAAAGAUCAUCGAUGAACAGCUAGGUGAUGUCAACUUGAAGGGUUUUCUAACUAUUAACAGCCAACCUGCUGUUAAUGGAGCAAAAUCUGAUGCCCCAUCAGUUGGAUGGGGUGGGCCUGGUGGGUAUAUUUAUCAAAAGGCCUAUGUGGAGUUUUUCUGCUCUAGAGAAAGGUUAAAUGCUCUUGUUGAGAAAUGCAAGAGUUUCUCAUCUCUAACCUUCAUGGCUGUAAACAAAGAAGGGAGUUGGAUUUCAAACAUCAAUCAAACCGAUGUGAAUGCGGUGACAUGGGGGGUCUUUCCUGCCAAGGAGAUCAUACAACCAACUGUUGUGGAUCCUUCCAGCUUUUUAGUGUGGAAGGAUGAGGCAUUUGAAAUCUGGUCAAGAGGAUGGGCUAAACUGUACCCAGAGGGUGACCCAUCAAGAAAAUUGCUCGAAGAGGUGCAGGGCAGCUACUACUUGGUCAGUUUGGUGGAUAAUGAUUACAUCCACGGGGAUUUGUUUGCUAUUUUCAAAGAUCUCUGA
This is a messenger RNA of Ilex paraguariensis (yerba mate), 648 nucleotides long. The record is from the annotation of a GenBank genome assembly. NCBI's taxonomy places the organism in Eukaryota, Viridiplantae, Streptophyta, Magnoliopsida, Aquifoliales, Aquifoliaceae.